Molecule: messenger RNA, 3106 nt
Organism: Microcebus murinus (gray mouse lemur)
Lineage: Eukaryota; Metazoa; Chordata; Mammalia; Primates; Cheirogaleidae
Source: RefSeq, a predicted model, not a curated record
UAAUUAAAAGAUUUCAAAAGGCAAAAAAAAAUAUUUUUACUCUUUGAUAGAGAGGAGACUCAGCUUCCCAAAUAAUCACAAGACCUAGUAUAGACAAAACUAAAUACAAGUUAAUAACGAGGCAAAUUGAAUCUGUUUAUUUUCUCUCUUUAUGCCCCCAUUUUUUGGUUACAAUUAAUAUUAUUAUUAUAUCAUAUGAAAAUCUUAUUCAAAAGAGAAUCCCAAAUUUUAUCCCUAUCCUCAGUUUCAAGUGAGUCUUUAAUGUUCACAUUGUUGCUGGAACUGGCUGUUUCAAGUAUCCUUGAGUUAGUGAUAUCAUAGACAAUGAGUUUUACCUUAAUGUCAGUAACCUAGCAACUGCAGUUUUAAAGAAGGAAGAUGGAGAGCUUGACAGACUCUGCAUUUUAAGUGUUUAGUGGCAGAUUGACCAUUUGAGUUCUGAACUUUUCUUGAUGUAAUUUGUCCAUCAGUUUAAACAUGUGUCUAAGUACAAAGUUUCAAACCCAAGUCCAGGAACACUACAUCAGAGAAUUUUUUAAGAAUCUUAUGUCAAACCAAAUCAUACUAUAAAUGAUCUGUCCUAGGUCAAAAUGGCAUAAAAGCCCAAAUGGCAGACAGAGGAUCCCCAGUGUGUACACACAUAACAAUUUUAAAACUAGUUUUAAUUAUCAAAGGUUUCCAAAGUCACAUGAAUUAAAAGACAUUUGAGUUCUUUCUUAUGUUCUUGAUAAAACCCAGCCCCAAGAUCCUGCUCCCAGAGCUCCCAAAAGCAUGGAGGGCUUUGAUUUCAGCAUUCUUGCAAAUACUCAAAGCAAGUAGCCUCCUAGCAAAUCAUUUCAGUUUAAUUACUAGCCUGUGCUGGAUUACUGGCUGCUGGAUAUGAAGAGCUGGUUUUAAAGAUAUUGGCAAACUUUUCUCCAAGGGAUAGUGUGAGGUUUUUCUUCACUUCUCGCUCCCUGCCCAUGCCUAAACUGGCAGGCAUCCCACUAAGUUGGUCAUGGCCAUCUCAGCUGCAACAUGGAGCCCCUAUUCUGUAUACAUGCUCCCAAGCACCCUACCCACACCCUUCUUGCAAGCACUGUCUCCAUUUUAUGAACUAGCCCUCCUGCAGACACACACCAGCAAAUCCCACUCACCACAACUGGUGGAAACUAUUAAUGGGAAGCCAAUAGCGGGCGCCUAAGGGAUAGCACUUUAUGCGUUGAGCCUGAGGCAGGCAUGUUGUCACCUGGACCAGGCAUCACAAGAAGAUCAGACUUAGCUGCUGGAUAUACCUCUUGUCCCAACCCAGGAUCGCUGCAGAUCACAGCCCAGAAUCUGCAGAGGCGUGAAGCCUCAGCACAGGUGAAGCCACGGUGGUACCAGUUACCAUAGCCUUGGAGUCGAGGACUGAGAAGAACUUCAUGGUCAGUGCUUGGAUGGCGACAGAUGCUCCAAUGAACUCUAGGGAACUACCUUUCCCUGGGACAGCAGAAUGUCCUUGUCUCUGCUGCUCUCAGUUUGUAGCUCCUGACCUCUUACAGCAUGCCCAACCUCAAAAUCCCACUUGCAGCACCCAGGGGAGGAUGACUGCUCUGCUUUCAGUGUCCUUGCUGGAACUCCGAGCAAGCAGCCCCCUAGUCAUUUAUUUCAGCUUAAUUACUGCUAGCGCAUGCAAUGUGUGGCCUGGCCAUGGCCCAUUCUAAAAAAUUUUACAUGAGAAUCCCUAUGGUCAGUGUGAGGUCUUGCCCCCCUUUCCUUCCCUUCACCCCCAAAGUCAUCUUAUAAUCAACCUAGCACAGUCCCUUCCUCAGGGUAGUCACUCCACCCAAGUAGGGAGUAGUCAGCAAAGCUGUAAGUUGGGGCCGCCAUCCUGCACAUGUAUAUGCCCCCUCUUGGGGCCCCUUCUUCUCGACACCGCCCUAUUUUUUGGCCACGCCUGGUCUCUUGCGUGCCUAAGCAAGUUCCACCCACUGCAACUGUGGUACAAAGAAAGCCAAUAGGAAUCGUCUAAAGGAGAGUGGCUUGGCGUUGAACCUACCGCAGAACCCCUAUAACCAGUACCAAGCCGAGGACUAGCUCCACCCUCUGGCCACAGCUUUGGCCUCAAACCACGGAGUUUGUGUAGGCGUGUGGCAUUCCAGCCAUGGAUCAUGGGCACAACUACCAUGAUGACCCCCGCUACCACUGCCUUGGGGUGUACGAGGUAGAAGUAAGAGCCAGACCUGUUCUGGGUGCAGCAGCAUUAGCAAGAGGUGUCCACAUUGGUGAAGGAGCCCCUGGCCUAAUGGACGACGUGAACCAUGAGGUCUACUUCAACCAUGAUGGUUACAUCAACCACAGUGGUGGCUACAUUGACCCCAAUGGCUACAUCGACAAUGAUGCCUACAUCGACCAUGAUGCCUACAUCGACCAAAAUGGCUAUAUCGACCACGAGGAAGACGUGAACCGUGAGGGAGACGUGAACCAUGAGGGAGAUGUGAGCCACGAGGGAGACGUGAACCAUGAGGGAGAUGUGAACCACGAGGGCGGCAGCGGCGGCGGCAGUGGCGGGGGUGACGCCAGCGACCAGGAGCCCAGGCAGGAGCAACUGGAGAAGCCAGCCCACGCCGCUGAGCAUGAUCAGCAACCCCGAAACCGGCGCCGCCGUCGAAUCCAGCGCAAUAACUUCACAGCAUUGCAGCUGCGGGAGCUGGAAAAUGCUUUCAGAUAUACUCGAUACCCUGAUGUGCUCACAAGAAGGGAGCUUGCAAGACGCAUGGGUGUGACUGAAGAAAGAGUGCAGGUUUGGUUUAAGAAUAAAAGGGCCAAGUGGAGGAGAAAUCAGAGGGCAUCAAUGCUCAAUAACGUACCACCUGCUAUCGUGAAUCACGUUAUCGUCCUACUGUUAGAUUAGUCCUAGAAUGCCAUCCUGCUUCAGGAGCCAGAUUGGAGAUGGGUUCUUCUGGUGCCACUGACACCUGGGCUGCCCAUGUUGCCCACACUACCCUUAUCUCCUCUGCACUUAUAUUAUCAAUAAAGAUGUGAAUUCUCAAUACAUUUCUUCUUGUGUGCCAAUUGUGGUUAGUAGGGGAUAGAUAAAAAAUUGUUAAGGAAAUGCCAUUUAAACAGAAUAAUAAGAUCUCCU